This is a messenger RNA of Pecten maximus, 1113 nucleotides long. RefSeq names its product WD repeat-containing protein JIP5-like. The coding region runs from base 112 to 774 and encodes 220 amino acids. NCBI's taxonomy places the organism in Eukaryota, Metazoa, Mollusca, Bivalvia, Pectinida, Pectinidae. The transcript has 5 exons. The record is from RefSeq and is a predicted model, not a curated record.
CACGAUUUCAGCAAGCAAACACGACUUACCAACAAACAAUUGACAGACAGUUUUCGACAGUGUCUAUUUGAAGUUUUCAAGUUCUUACAAGUCUGGAUUAGAAUCAACAUCAUGCAUAACGGCGAUGAUUUUGAUGACGUUGAUUACCCAGUUAAGUGGAAGAGAUAUCAGCCAGCCAACAGGCCGCUUAGACGGGAGACAGUAGGCUUCCCUGUCGAUACAUUUGAUCUGAGGAUACACGUCCUUAUAGGAUACAUGGAGAAGGCCGUUCGUCGUCCUCUCCUCAAUCGAGUUGUGUAUGAUGAAAUAGAUGACAGCGACGAUGAUAGUGAAUCAGAUAGCUCCAGCGGAGAAGAAACGAGUCAUGAUGAUGAUGAUGAUGAUGAUGAUGAUGAUGAUUACACAUAUAACAAGUAUAAAAACCUUGGAUGUUUCUUCACCGAAAAAGAUGGUACUCAGGAGCCAUAUGAAGUUUGUGUUCGAUUCUCAUGCAGCCCUCUGUCUGAUGACGACGAAGAGAAAUUCGUUGAGCGAAUUAGCCAAGAAACGCAAAUAGAAAGCGACACUGCCGAGUCAACAAAGCUGUGUUGGGAGUUGUUUCAGAAGGAGAACGAAAAUGUAAAGAAAUCAUACCUGACCUGCCUGAACUGUUUCAGAACGACAUACAGUGAUGACGACGAAGUGAAGGAAACCCCAAACCCCGUGAAAAGGGCAGGACCACUCCGAAAAGUUUUCAGCUGGUUCCAGAGAUUCCAACGGUGGAUCAAAGACUAAUCAAUGUUUAUAACUGGUUAAUUUCUGAAUGGUUUGCAAUUUUGUCGGUUUUUAACGAUAACGAUUUACUUAUACAUGUUUGCUAUGAUUUUGAGGUAUAUAUUUUGUGAAUAUUGUACGUGGAUAUUGUAUUUUCAGGUAUAUAUUUUGUGAAUAUUGUACGUGGAUAUUGUAUUUUGAGGUAUAUAUUUUGUGAAUAUUGUACGUGGAUAUUGUGUUUUGAGGUAUAUAUUUUGUGAAUAUUGUACGUGGAUAUUGUAUUUUGAGGUAUAUAUUUUGUGAAUAUUGUACGUGGAUAUUGUAUUUUGAGGUAUAUAUUUUGUGAAUAUUGUAUUUUGA